Messenger RNA from Odocoileus virginianus texanus, 1553 nucleotides. RefSeq names its product spermatogenesis associated 21 (gene SPATA21). Gene Ontology annotation, molecular function: calcium ion binding. The record is from RefSeq and is a predicted model, not a curated record. NCBI's taxonomy places the organism in Eukaryota, Metazoa, Chordata, Mammalia, Artiodactyla, Cervidae.
AUGAGGAGCCCCUUUGAGAGCAGAAGCCCAGGAGGUGAAACUGCGGCGGUGCAUCUGAGUGUCCUGGAGCUGAGAGAAGGCCUUGCCAGGGCGAGCCUUGAGCUGCAACCCCCCUCACCUAGGGGUUCUCCCUUGUUUAGAGACGAGGCUGUGGAGAUCCAGCCAGCACCGGGGCCUGCUCAUCUACCUGAGGUGGUGGACACGGGAGCGAGGGAGCUGGACCCCACGCAGAAGCAGUUUCAGGAGCCCGCGGCGGCCCCAGGCGCCCAGGACCCCGGCUUCGCCCGGCCUGGCUUCAUGAGGCGCCUGCUGGAGGUGGAGGAGGAGGAGGCCGCGCUUCGGAGGGCCGCCAAGGCCCGCGCCCUGCCAGGCCGGAGGUGCCCCCGGGCCCUGGGCCCCGUGCCCGCCCCCGCCCUCAGCCUGCCUCUGACACUGCCUGCAGCCUCGGCCCCGGCCCCUGCCUCCACCCCGGCUUGGGCCAGGCCGCCCGCCCCUGCGCCAGUCCCCGCCCCCGCGGGGACCCCGGGCCCAGCUCCUGGGCCCGCUGCAGUCCUGCCGGUGCCCGCGUCGGAUCUGGCCUGGAGAAGGACAGAACUUCUGAGUCACAGCGGGGAGAGGAGCCUGAAGGCACGGCAGGAGCUGGAGGAGCGCCACCUCCUGACCGCGCGUCAGACCCGGGAAGAGCGGGUGGAGGAGCACCUCACCACGAAGCAGGAGGACGCCUUCCACAGCUACUUUGAGAUCUUCAACGGUCAUGGCGAGGUGGACGUGCAGAGCCUGGAGAACAUCCUGCUUCUUGUGGGCAUCUCCCUGACGCCGGCCCAGGUGGAGGGUGCCCUGAGGAGCGCUGACAUCGACGGAGAUGGUCGUGUGAACUUCAAAGACUUCUUGACCGUGAUGACAGACACCAGGCGCUUCUUCUGCUCUGUGGAACAGAACACCCUGAUGGACAUGGCUCCUCCAAACCCCCAUACUCUGUUCUUUGAGAUCCUGUCCCUGCUGGUUGAGAUGCUGGCCUUACCCGAGGGAGCCUUGGAGGAGAUCACCAGCUAUUACCAGAAGAAGCUGAAGGAAGGCACCUGUAAGGCUCGGGAGAUGGAAUUGGCAGUAGGGCGGCUGCAGCCCCGGAAGAAGCUCCCCUACAACGCCCCACAGGCAGACACCCUGGAAAUGCCCGAACGCAGAGUCCUCAGGGUCCUGAGCCGGCUGAAGCAGCAGAACUACGCUGCCAACCUGCAGAGCCCGUACGCCCAGGUGCCUUGCAUCCCGCUCUGCCCGCGGCUGGACAAGAAGACGGUUCGCCGGAAGCAGGGCGGCCGCUACGUGCUGGAACAGUGCACCACCAGCGGCCUGGGCCCCGACAUCCACAGCAUCCUCUUGCACGCUGGAUCUCAGGGAGGCAGGGAACCCGGUAUGAAUUCUGUACCGGCUCGAACCCACUGACCCUGCCAAGUCCGGACUCUGCCUACUUCUGACGGGUCACCGGGCAGGGGCUGCUGCUGGAUUGUUCUUUUGUGGCCUGGUAAGCCAAUAAACAAGAACCUCAGCCUCUG